AUGGAGGAGGAGGCGGGGCAUGCGGGGGAGGUGAGGGCGCAAGCGGACGCGGACAAGGCGGAAGACUCGCGCGGGGAGGGGGAGGAAACGCGGGAGCGCGGGGGGGCGGCCACAGGGCUGGGCGCAGAGGCGGAGGGCUCGGCGCACAGCCCGCAGGGGGGUGGCGCGGAUGGGGAGGGGAAGGGCAGGCGGAGGGGGAAGGAAGGCGGGAAAGAGUCCGCGGAGGGGGAUCAGGGCGCGGAAGAGGAGGGGAAAGACCCGGGGAUGGAGCUAGAGAUGAAGGCGGAAGAGGAUACACUGGCGGAAGAGGCGGAACAGGCAGCGGCGGAGGCGGAAGCGGAGGCGGAGGCGGAAGCCGCCGUGGCGGCAGCAGCCGCGGAAGCAGCGGAGGCGGAUGAGAAGAUGGGGGAGGGCGGGGAGAAGGGCGGAGGCGGAGGCGGAGGGGGAGGCGGAGGCGGCGGGGGAGGGGGAGGGGGAGGCGGGGGAAUGGAUGAGCCAUCUCAGAGGCCUCCGCAUGGGUCGGAGGUGUUUGUGGGGGGAAUUACAAGAGAUAUCUCAGAAGAGGAUAUUCGGGAGCUGUUUUCACAAAUUGGCGAGAUCUAUGAGGUGCGCGUGCUGAAGGACAGGGAGACGGGCAACCUCAAGGGGUACGGCUUUGUGACAUUCUUCAACCGCCAGCAUGCUGACAAGGCUAUAGACACGCUCAACGGCUCCGAGAUCAAGAGCAAGAAGCUGCGGGUGACCCCCUCGCAGUCCAAGUACCGGCUGUUUGUCGGCAACAUUCCCAAGAGCUGGUCAAGGGACGACCUGCACGCCACGCUGGAGGCGGAGGGCAAGGGCAUCACCAACCUCGAGCUGCUCAUGGACCCCAAGCUGCCAGGGCGCAACCGCGGGUAUGCAUUCGUGGAGUAUCACAACCACGCGUGUGCGGAGGUGGCGCGGCGGCACAUGACAGCGCCCUCCUUCCGCCUCGCAGGCAACGUGCCCACCAUCAGCUGGGCCGAACCCCGCUCUGAACCGGAUCCCUCUGCCAUGGCGCAGGUGAAGGUGAUAUACGUGAAGGGCAUAUCAGAGAAGGUGACAGAGGACGAUUUGAAGGAGGCGUUUCAGCGCUUUGGGGAGGUCACACGCGUGAUCCUGCCGCCCCCGCGCCCGGGGCAGCCGAAGCGCGACUUUGGGUUUGUGCACUUUGGAGAGAGGGCGGACGCGCUCAAGGCGAUUGAGACGCAGGAGAAGGUGCUGGUGGAUGGUGAGUGGUGCUGGUGGAUGGUGAGUGGUGCUGGUGGAUGGUGA
Molecule: messenger RNA, 1293 nt
Organism: Closterium sp. Naga37s-1
Lineage: Eukaryota; Viridiplantae; Streptophyta; Zygnematophyceae; Desmidiales; Closteriaceae
Source: the annotation of a GenBank genome assembly